GUUACUCAUUUCAACAAAUUUGUAGAAAGAAUACGGUGCGUUAUUGCACUGUUGCUUAUUAGCUUGAUUGGGGAUCUUUGGAUUCCAUUAUUUAUUUGUUAAGCUGCAUGCGACUUUGACGUUUUCUUUACAAUAGCUUCUACAAAAAUCAAAGCUGUCGAUAACGAUACGUCGGAAUCCGACUACGAUAUCAAAAAUACCAUCAAGCCACCAAUAAUCUCCCUCCGUAUUGCUCACCAUGCCGCACGCGACCAUGCAAGACCCUCCAAUCCCCCUUGAAACUAGACCAGAUAGUUUGAUGCCACAAUCACUCUUGGCUCUCCCAUCCCUCAAGCAGUACAUGGUCCAUCGAUUGGUCGAUGAAGGAAUAUCCAUCACCACCAUGGAAGUCGCUUUGAGCCACUACGACGGUCACUACCAGACUAUGGCCAAUGUAUGUGCUGGGGCAAGUGAAGGCACCAUUACUUUCAUGGCAGAUAAAUUGUUCUGGCGUUCUCACUGGCCUCAUGAGCAGUUUCCCCGCUAUGAUUGCUACUUGACUCCGCGUGAUAGGGAGGUCAUCCAUGAGGCAUAUCGCAAGAUUCCUGUCGAAAAGAUGAAUGCUAUGAAUGAGCAGAUGUAUCGUGCCCAACAGCAGAGAUGUCUUGAGCUCUAUGUCCAGGAAGCUCAGGCGUGGAGCAGAAGCAUCGAGGGCAAGAUUGCGCAGAUGGUACAGGAAUGUGAGAAGUCCGAGGACCAUGAGGCAGAGGAUCACCAAGAUGGAGGUUCUCAGUAAUUGGCGCAACUUGAGAUCUGAGAGAAGAGGCAAGAAGGUGACUCUCGAGUUACUGAGAAGCUUUGGGAUAACCUGAUUGUAAUUCUACGCAUAAUAGUACAUCGCGUUUAGAGUUACACAGGAGUUUUUAAUGGACGGCAAUGAGAAGCCUAAUAGACCUUUUGAUGUACCUGAGGCGUUGUAAUUGACUCGUGAGUCGAUGAGCUAGCUUUUUUAGAGUAACAAAAACAUCAUCA
Molecule: messenger RNA, 1011 nt
Organism: Botrytis cinerea B05.10
Lineage: Eukaryota; Fungi; Ascomycota; Leotiomycetes; Helotiales; Sclerotiniaceae
Exons: 2
Coding region: 239-775 (178 amino acids)
Source: RefSeq, a predicted model, not a curated record